AUGUCUAAUCCUACACGACAUAACGAUGCAGAUCGUUCUGCGCAAGAACGAGAAGCAAUUCAAACUCGUGAUAAAGCUGAACAAGUUGCCGAAGCUCUUAGAGAAGGAAAACUUCCAUCGAAUCAACAAAUCACAUCUGCAAUUGAAUCAAUUCAAGAAUCCGAUGUUAUUUAUGAUUCUGCACGCGGAAUGUCUCCUUUAGGCAAACGAGUACUGACGAGUCUCGAAAAGCUUUUAGAGAGCACGAAGAAGUUGCUAGAAGAAAAGAAUGUUGGAGAUGAAAUACAAAAUGUUUUCUACUAUGGUAGUAAAGCAACAAGUGACGUUGGUGAUUCUGCAACAAUUCCUGAGGAUCUGAAACAGAAAGUUUCUUCCGAGGCUUCAACUUCCCAAUCAUUGAUUCAAAAUGCGAUUAAAGAAGUUCUAUUAAUUCCACAACUACUCAUCACAAGUUCAGAAUUCAGAAAAUUAAUAAAUGAUAUCCACAGUAUUCUUCAGGAUUCACUUUUACGAACUGUUCCAGGCAAAGAACCACCACCAGAAACGGGUCCUGAACUUGGAACUGAUAAAGAGAAGUCUCUUCAAGAAGCAAAACAAGAAUCUAAACAUCAAGCGCGGGAAAGCACUUAUCCUGUUGCAAAGACAGCCGCUAAAGUCUCUGGAGCUCACAUAAAGGAAUUUAGUGAGGGCAAUAAAACCUUUCAAGAAGCCGCAACUGGUGGAGCAAAAGAAUUAGCUUCACGUGUCAGGGACACAGUUGCCAAUGUUCAACUCACCGAAGAACAACGUGAUCAACUUGUGGAAAGGUUCAAGAAUGUGAUGAUUGAAACUCAGUCAAGACCCGAAUAUCAACAGGCUCUUUCAAACCUCAUCAAUAUCAUUUCUCAUCUUACUCAACAAUCAAAAGAAGUGACUGGUCAUGUUGCAACUCAAACAAAAACACAAGUGCAAGAAAGUACUGAUGAAGCAUCUCUCCAAAUAGCUAAGCAAAAUGCUAAGGAUUUAAUUGAGAAUUUCGCAAAUCAUAAAUCGCUUGAUCCCUUGAUCAAUGCUUUGAGAGAACUUGGUAGUAGGGUUAAAACUGAUGAAGAUUUGAGAUCAUUCUUCGAAGAUCUUCAAAACUUUAUACUUUCUUCAUUACGCGAUACUCAAUAUGUUCAACAAACUAAUUACAGGGAACACGGUUCAAGGCUUCUUAACACUGGAAGACAUUUAUUACUUGAGAGAUACUCUGAUAAUACUCAAAAAAUAGUAGAUGAAGCUAACGCAUUCAAUCGAGCCUUGCAGGAAGACAGAACGACAGCUCAGUGGACUAGCGACUUUGAGAAUUUAAUUCGUGAUAUGUUUUUGGAUGAAAGAGAUCAACCAACUGUGAAAUUCGAACUCAUAAAGGAUUUCGGUAAAAUAAUACCUGUAGUGGCCGAUAAAUUAAAAUAUUUACCUCUUCCCAGAAUCGAAAACUCUGAUGAAGAAUAUGAUUACAUUUUUGAUAAUGUCGUUCUUUAUCUUUCUGAACUAAUGCCAAAACACUUGCACAUGAGCUUCACUUCAGAUAUUAAUCUUGACCGAGAAGAAAAUGACAUUGUACAGAACACCGCAUUUAUAGAAAUUUCGAAAUUACGUGCCGAUGCUCGUAAUAUCGCAUUCUAUUACAAGAAGAAGAAAGGUCUCAUUAACAUGAUGGACGUCGGAUUGGUAGACUUCGCAAUUCCGAAAAAUGGCUUAACCAUGAAAAUUAAGCUUUUAUUGAAUCUACCCAGUGAUACAAAUCCUUCACUCGACCUCAGAGUUUUAGAAGCCGACACCACUAUUGACAACUUGACAAUCAAAUUCCAUGACACAAAACACGAUUUCUUGUACAUGUUCAUGACUCCUUUAAUCGAAAAACGUUUGAAACGUCAGUUGGCUAAUAUGGUUACCGACAAAAUGAUUAAAUUCUUCAAUUAUGUGAAAGAUAACAUUACCAGACUUCAAUCGCAAGUGGGUGAUUUGCAAAAGAAACGCAAAGAAAAAGGUACAGGUCCCCAAGUUAGUGAAGAAAAAUUGAAACAAAGUCAAGCCUGGCAGAGUCCGGCUUUUAAUUCCGCUCUUCAAGUACGGGAGGAAUAA
Funneliformis mosseae is the source of this 2109-nucleotide messenger RNA. Lineage: Eukaryota; Fungi; Glomeromycota; Glomeromycetes; Glomerales; Glomeraceae. The record is from the annotation of a GenBank genome assembly.